This is a messenger RNA of Gossypium raimondii (Peruvian cotton), 3466 nucleotides long. RefSeq names its product type I inositol polyphosphate 5-phosphatase 2. NCBI's taxonomy places the organism in Eukaryota, Viridiplantae, Streptophyta, Magnoliopsida, Malvales, Malvaceae. The record is from RefSeq and is a predicted model, not a curated record. Gene Ontology annotation, biological process: phosphatidylinositol dephosphorylation. Gene Ontology annotation, molecular function: phosphatidylinositol-4,5-bisphosphate 5-phosphatase activity; phosphatidylinositol-3,4,5-trisphosphate 5-phosphatase activity; inositol-polyphosphate 5-phosphatase activity. The transcript has 10 exons. Bases 778 to 2664 code for a protein of 628 amino acids.
UUAGUCAGUGUUUUGGUUUGGCUUUUAUAACAUGUCAUCAAGUUUCUAAGUUUGUUUUCAACAUUUGUGGUUGUAAUUAUUUUUCUUGUUAUUUUAAGGGUUACUUGAUGACCUGGGUUCUUAGUAUGAUUAUAGGUAAGGAGCCAGCAGUUUUUCAUCAAUAAUUGUAUAUUAUCUUUUAGGUUUAGCUUGUUUGGUUCAAUUCUGCUGGGUUUUCAUUCGAGUUAAAAAUUUUCCUUUUUUAAUGUCAAUGGAUUCCUUGACAUUUGAUUGCUUGAAUACAAAGCAUGUUGCAUUAUAAUUUGGUUUAGGACACUAUAGUUUUCUUGUAUUGAAAGCGACAUUUUGAUUUUUACGGGCCUGUUCUGGGGGGUUACAACUUACAACUUAUAAUAUUAUGAUUUGCUUAGUUUGGCAUUUUAGAUCAGGCAAUUGGGGUGUGGGAGGAGAAUCACUCAGAAUACCUUUUUUUCUUUUUCUUUUUUAAAAGUUAUUUUUGCAAUUUGAGGUUAUGGAUGUCUGUUAAAAAUGGCCAUAGUUUUGCUGUCCUUUUCUGAAUGGUCCUAGCAUGAAUUUUCCUUGUGCUUGGCAUCAAAUAAGCCAAAUUAAGGCCUCUGUAAUGGGUUUUGAGAUUUCUAUAUAUUAAUCUCCUAGAACAGUGACAAUCAUACUCCUGCUCUUGUCUCUCCGUAUUCAAGGUCAAGGGCCUGUUUUUUUUUUUUUUUGAAACUUCCUAUAUAAGUUUUUUGUACGCUGUCUAUUCCUCGAAUUCUGACUAUGAAAACUAGGAGGGGAAAGCGUUCUGAGGCCUUUUGGCCAUCCAUUGUGAUGAAGAAAUGGUUGAAUAUAAAGCCCAAGGUGUAUGAUUUUAGUGAAGAUGAAGUCGACACUGAAACUGAGAGUGAAGAUGAUGAUUCAAGAUUGCAUGGUAGUGAGGAUCACACCCGUAGGACAUUGGAGAACCAUUCUGAGUGCAGAAACCAAAUUCCAGAUGCACCUUCCAAGGGUUAUCGAUUAGGACACAGGAGGGGAAAGUCGGAAACUCUGCGUGCACAGUACAUAAACACCAAGGAUGUGAGGGUGACAAUAAGCACUUGGAAUGUUGCUGGAAGACUUCCAUCUGAUGAUCUUGAGAUUGAUGAUUGGCUUUGUACGAAAGAGCCAGCUGAUGUUUACAUUAUUGGCUUCCAAGAAGUAGUCCCUUUGAAUGCUGGAAAUGUAUUUGGAGCUGAGGAUAGCAGGCCAAUUCCAAAAUGGGAGGCAAUCAUUAGAAGAACACUGAACAAAUAUUGGGAACCUGAAACCAAGCACAAAUGCUAUAGUGCUCCCCCUUCUCCCGUGUUAAGAACUUCUUCAGUUGCAGAUGCAUUAGCAGAUAAAAUUGAUGCUCUGCCAUCAGAAGUGAUGAUUAAUGAGUAUUUGGAGACUGCUAUUGGCUAUGACUUUGAAGGGAAAGAUUUGAAUAAAGAUGCUACUAUUGGACAAAAUUUACAGCUGAACAGAAUAUAUGGUAUCGAUUUUGACUCUAGGUUAGACUGGCCUGAAUAUCCAUUAGAUGCAACCCCACAAGUUAUCUCUUCAAAUUUGAAACUUCGGAGAGUACUGAGCAGCUCAGCAAGAAUUGGCUUUAAUAUGACAGAGAACUCUAUGUUCUACAGUUCUCAUGAUGUGGUGUUAAAAGAAAGCAUAUUGAAAAGAUCCCACCAUAGCUUUGGAAACCUCAGGUCAACGUGUGUGCAUGAACAACUGGAGCUAGAAACUGUUGAUUCUUCCUCUGAUAUAUCUGAUGAGAAGUCUGAAGAAGAGGAUGACGCUUUCCUAGAAGAACCAGUGGAAGAACAAGACAACAAUAAGGCAAGGUCAACCCCAAAGUACAUUCGAAUAGUUAGUAAGCAGAUGGUUGGUAUAUACAUAUCUAUAUGGGUGAGAAAGAGGCUGAGGAGACAUGUAAACAAUUUAAAGGUCUCUCCUGUUGGAGUUGGUCUUAUGGGCUACAUGGGAAACAAGGGAUCUGUUUCUGUUAGCAUGACACUUUUUCAGUCCAGGCUAUGCUUUGUGUGUUCUCAUUUGACAUCAGGUCAGAAGGAUGGAGCUGAACACAGGCGUAACUCAGAUGUCUAUGAAAUUAUACGACGUACCUGUUUCUCAUCUGUCCUUGAUUCAGAUCAACCACAAACAAUUCCAGCUCAUGAUCAGAUAUUUUGGUUUGGGGAUCUAAAUUAUCGUCUCAACAUGUCGGAUGCGGACAUAAGAAAGCUUGUAGCUCAAAAGCGCUGGAAUGAACUAAUCAACUAUGAUCAGCUUCACAAGGAACUGCGUAGUGGUCAUGUAUUCGAGGGAUGGAAAGAGGGGAUAAUAGACUUUCCUCCUACCUACAAAUACGAAAUGGAUUCUGAUAGAUACAUUGGUGAGAUCCCGAAAGAAGGCGAGAAGAAGAGAUCACCGGCAUGGUGUGAUCGAAUACUCUGGUCAGGGAAAGGCAUAAAACAACUUUCUUAUAAACAAUCAGAUAUAAGACUUUCGGAUCAUCGACCAGUCAGUUCAAUGUUCUUACUUGAUGUUGAAGUCUUGGACCAUAGGAAGUUGCAAAGGGCUCUCAAUGUUAGCACUGCUGCUGUUCAUCCAGUGGUUUCCUUCGAUGAAAAUGGAGAACCGGAAUUUUAACCAUAACCAGGUAAUCGAUCUUAGAAUUAAGGAGUUGCCAAGCAAACCUGUAGUAACUGUGUUGUAACCUUCACUUUUCAUUUAUAUACAAUAUUCAAAUGUAAGAAACAAUAAUGGGAAAGAUCAAUCUCGAGUUUGAACCCAAUGUUUGGUGAUACCUGCCGUAGACCUUUUUUUUCUGCUCGUAAGGUUGCCAACCCGAAUCUUAAUUAAAAAGCAUCCGGCUCUUCUCCAUUUUCCCUCCUGGUUUCCAGAUACACGUGAAGUCCUGAGAUCAUGAAAAUGAACUUGGCAUUCUUCUUGGGUAAUAUUUCAAUUGCUCUUCACUAGAUAGUCCGUGAUGUACAAAUUGCUCUUUCAGUGGCUAGAUUUUACAAAAACAAUUUCUGUUGCUUCUUUACGCUUUUAUGUCUAAUUACAGGCAUUGUUUCUGAAGCAGGAAAUCCAACAACUCAAUGAGAUGAAAGAAAAGGUUACUCCUUCAUGAAACUGGCUCCAAGCUGCCAUGCAAGGGUAUCAAUAAUACAUUACAUAUCAUUCAACAACUGAUAGCAGGAUUAAGUAAUUUGUAAAGGGGGGAGUCAGACUAUUUGGUUGCAUUUAAACAGCUUUAAAACUUGGGUUUGACUGUAUACAUGCUAACAUUCUUUGCUUCUUUUUCCCUUAGCUAGAGUGUCCCAAAAAGCUUAAGUUUUUUUGUUUUUUGUUUUAUCAUCCAUGUCGUAAUAUCAAUCUGUAUAUAAUUAUAAUGUAGCUGUGUUUGAAGGGUGAGUUCUCUAAUUACACAAAAUAAGUUGUAGCA